CUGCAGUGAUGAUAACAUUUGUGGUUCAAAAGAGGGGUUAGUAUGGGGAAGUUCCUCAGUGGAUUUGUAUUGCCUCUGCUGCUUUUGACAGCUGCUUUGCUAAAUUGGAGUUUGAUAUCUCUGGUUGAUCUGUUAGCCUUUCUCUUCAUUCAGUAUGCAGCUCCAAAAAUUGGUUUUCGGUUCCAAAGGCAAUCUCCAUUAUCAUGGUAUACCCUUAUCUUUUCCUUGCUGACUGUUCUAUCACACGCCAUAUUUCACAUUGUUUGGGUCGUGAAAGAAGACCGGUGGAGCAUUUCUGAAGCUCAAUGGGCAAGGCUAAUCGGUUUCCUAAGAGAUCAGUCUUGGACCUUUCCAUCCGUAACAUAUUUCUUGGUAGUACAAGUACUAGCAGCUUUAGUUGCGUUAUAUGAAAUCUACGGUAGUAGAUAUGGCAUGGAUCCAAAGAGAGUUUCUUUUUGGGGGCAUCUCUAUUCCUUUAUCUUACAUAUAGGUUCCCAUCUCAGGGUUUUAUGCUGCUUAUUGUUACCUGCUGUACAGCUUGUUGUGGGAAUUAGUCAUCCCUCUUGGGCUUCUUUACCAUUUUUCAUCUGUAGUAGUAUUGGACUUGUUGAUUGGUCUUUAACAAGCAAUUUUCUUGGCCUUUUCAGGUCUUGGAGGUAUCUUUUGUUGUAUGCGGGCUUGAACAUCGUCUUGCUUUAUGUAUACCAACUUCCCAUGGAAUUUUCUGGGAUCUUUCAGUGGCUAGCUGAUUUCAUUGGACUCUAUAAGAUAUCUGCCAAGUCAGAGUGGUCAGAAGUUUGGUCCGGUCUUUCUCUUCUACUCUUUUACAUCAUUCUAUCUUGGAUUAGAUGUGAUCUUAUAGAAAUGGAUUUCAUCAUGUCCACAAGAGCAAGCAGCUUGACCGAGCAACUUCUUCCUUCAAAGCAUUCAUUUUUUAUUCGUGAAUCAAGAUCUGGGGUUAGGCACACAAAUAUUUUGUUGAGAAGACCAAUCUUACGGACAUUUGGCAUUAACUUUUUUACUUAUGGUUUUCCAAUUUCCUUGCUUGCUCUUUCUUUUUGGAGUUUCCACUUUGCAAGUCUCUGCGCAUUUGGACUUCUAGCAUAUGUUGGCUAUGUUCUAUAUGUCUUCCCCUCCAUGUAUCACUUGCACCGGUUAAAUGGCUUGCUUCUUGUUUUCAUUCUCUUGUGGGCUGUUAGCACAUACAUCUUCAACAUAGCUUUCAGUGUCCUUAAUAAGGAAGAGUGGCAGGACAUGGAGAUUUGGGAAACUAUUGGCUUAUGGCACUACCCUAUCCCAGGAUUUUAUCUACUGGCACAAUUUAGCCUAGGGGUUCUUGUUGCUUUGAGUAAUCUUGUGAACAAUUCUGUUUUCCUGUACUUGUCAGACAGGGAUGGGCCAUCUUCAAGUGAUGAUUCCACUUUAGAUGAGAGAGAAGAAACAAAGGUACUGAUUGUAGCUACUAUAGUAUGGGGACUGCGCAAAACUUCUCGUGCUCUCGCACUGUUGCUAUUGUUUCUUAUUGCAUUAAACCCUGGCCUCAUUCAUGCCUUAUAUAUGGCUUUUUUCUUGAUAUUUCUAUUAAGCCACACUGUUGGUAGGAAAAUACGGCAAUGCCUACUUCUUUUAUGUGAGGCACAUUUCACACUAUUAUAUGCUCUUCAGCUUAAUCUGCUCUCCACUGCCAUGGAGAAGACAGACUCGAUUGCUAUGAGAAUUCUCUCACAACUAGGUUCCUUUACUCAUGCUAAUUCUGGGGACUUACUGAAGAUAGCUGUGCUUGCAUGCUUUUCUGCCAUUCAUAAUCAUGGGUUUGAAAUGUUGCUCUCGUUUUCAGCAAUCGUUCAACACACUCCUUGGCCUCCAAUUGGGUUUAGCAUCUUGAGAGCUGGUUUGCUCAAAUCUAUUAUUUUGUCAGUUUAUACUAGAGCCUCAGGAGAGAGCCAGGAAACUAACUUUUCUCAUGAGAGAAUAAUAGGAUCAUAUCUGAAUGCAAUUGGUGAGAAGUUUUUAUCACUGUAUCGAUCAUGUGGAACUUAUGUUGUCCUUCUCACAAUCCUUCUCACGGUUUACUUAGUAACACCUAACUAUUCUUCAUUUGGUUACCUGUUCUUCCUUUUACUGUGGAUGACUGGAAGACAACUUGCAGGGAAGACAAUAAAGCGCCUGUGGCUACCCCUGAAAAUUUAUGCUGUUGCAGUGUUUUUGUUCAUAUAUGGGUUAUGUGUGUUCCCUUGGCUUCGGCAAAGGUUGUCCAGGAUGGUUGAUCUUUCUUCUGCCUUUGGUUAUAACCCAGAGGCUUCAAUGUUUAAAAACAUUUGGGAGUCCUUAGCUGUGUUAAUUGUGAUGCAACUAUACAGUUAUGAGAGGAGGCAAAGCAAAUACUUCAAAUUAAGGGAUGAUGUGCCAGAAACUGGAGCUUUUACUUUUCUCAAGCGUCUUCUAAUCUGGCACAGUGAAAAGAUACUAUAUCUUGCCAUAUUUUAUGCAUCUUUGUCUCCAAUUAGUGCAUUUGGGUUUUCCUACCUUUUUGGAUUAGUCAUUUGUUCAAUUACACCAAAAGCUUCUCACAUCCCUUCGAAGCUCUUUCUGGUUUACUCAGCAUUGCUUGUGAUGUUUGAGUAUCCUUUCCAGAUGUGGGGUUACAGGGCUGAGAUGUUCCCUGGUCAAAAGCACUCUUCUGUUUCACUUUUCCUGGGCUUGCAGGUGUACAAACCCGGUUUCUUGGGUGUAGAAUCGGGCUUGAGAGGAAAAGUGCUGGUUAUUGUUGCAUGUAUUAUGCAGUACAAUGUCUCUCAUUGGUUGGAAAAGAUGCCCUGCAACUUUGAAAAUGGAGGAUGGUGGAAGGAUCCUUGUGCUUUGUUUAUGUCAUCAGAAAUAGCCCCAAACAAAGCCACCAUUUUUACCGGAGAAAGAAAAGGUUUAGAUGCCAAUCCACUAUUAGGCAAAAAGUAUAAAGCAAGAAGCCAUUCAUGGCCAUCUCUUAACACUAGCUUUUCUCAAGGUAUGGAUCCCAUAGGAGGCCAUAAAGGCAGAAACCAAUCAAACAGGUGCUUACAGGAAAGUUCCAAAGAUAACCAUAAGUGGAAUAGAAGGCAAAUUCAUGUCUUGAGAAAGGAGAGGCUGGCAAUGCAGAAGGCUAGCCUGAAAAUAUAUUUGAAGUUCUGGAUAGAGAAUAUGUUUAGUAUCUUUGGCCUUGAGAUUAACAUGAUUGCCUUGCUUCUUGCCAGCUUUGCUGUGCUGAACGCUAUUUCUUUGCUUUAUAUUGCAUCACUUGCUGCUUGUGUUCUUUUAAAUCGGCAGGUCAUACGUAAAGUAUGGCCAAUGUUUGUUUUCUUGUUUGCUUCUGUUUUCACACUUGAGUACUUGGCAAUUUGGUUGAAUCUGACUUCUUGGAAGCAUCUUUCCCUGGCUAAGGCUGAAGUGCUUUGCAAUGACUGUUGGAGAAGCUCUGAUCUUCACUUUGACUACUGCAAAAGUUGCUGGCUAGGAAUCAUAGUAGACGAUCCCAAAAUGCUUAUCAGCUACUAUGCAGUUUUCAUGUUUUCUUGUCUCAAACUUCGUGCUGAUCGCUUGUCCAGUCUCUCAGAGUUUCAGACAUAUAAGCAAAUGAUGUCUCAUUCUAAACAUGCAUCUGGUCUGAGUGAUCUCUCAUUUGAAACAAAAGUCUUGUGGACAUUUCUUGACUACCUGAGGCUUUACAGUUAUUGUCAUUUACUGGAUCUUGUGCUUGCUUUGAUUUUGAUCACGGGAACCCUAGAGUAUGAUAUUCUUCACCUUGGAUACCUUGGAUUUGCUCUAGUUUUCUUCCGAAUAAGGCUUCAGAUACUAAAGAAGAAGAAUAGCAUCUUCAAAUUCUUGCGGAUUUACAACUUUGCUCUAAUUGUCCUCUCUCUUGCAUAUCAGUCUCCUCUUGUGGGUGAUUUUUGUGAGGGGAAAUGCGAAAUGGUAGAUCGCAUUAGCAAAGUGAUUGGCUUGUAUAAAUAUGGAUUUCAAAUACCAUCCAGAUUUGCACUUGUUGAGAUUGUAAUAUUUAUGCUGGUUGCACUUCAGUCAUACAUGUUUUCAUCCUUGGAGUUUGAUUAUGUGUCAAAUUAUCUUGAAGCCGAACAGAUUGGUGCUUUAGUGCGUGAGCAGGAGAAGAGGGCUGCAUGGAAGACUGCACAGUUGCAACACAUACGUAAAUCUGAGGAGCAGAAGCGCACGCGUAAUUCACAAGUGGAAAAGAUCAAAUCAGAGAUGCUCAACUUGCAGAUCCAACUUCACAGCAUGAGAACCACUAAUUGUGGUAACACCUUUCCUGAAGGCAAAGACAACAGAAAAAGGAACCCUUCUGUAAAUCUAAAUCCAGCUCAGACUACCCCUGACAAAAGGGAUACCGGUUUCAAAAAAAAGGAUCGUACUCUAAGCCUUGAUUUUGUAUUUACUCAUGAUAUGAAUGAAUCUCCUAGAAGUGAAAGAACUGGAGUUCUGUCUGCAGUGGACUCCAGAAAGCAGUCAAUAGAUUCACUUUUUGAGAUCACUGAACUGAAGGACACAACUAAUGAUAACAUGUUCUUCCAUUCCGAUGUAAGACCUCAGGAAAUAUCCAAAUCCAAGAGAAAUCCACUAAUAUCAGCAGUACAACUGAUAGGUGAUGGGGUUUCACAUGUGCAAUCUCUUGGUAGUAUAGCAGUCAUGAAUCUUGUGAACUUCCUGAAAAUUGAACAUGGAAAACCAGAUUUAGCUGAGCAUUCUUCAGAUGAUGAGGUAUAUUAUGAGAUAGAGAAUCAGGAUUUUGGCAGUGAACAUAUUGAGCAAUCACAUUCCAUACAAUCUGAUAGUGAGAGGAACAUGUCUAAUGUUGCGUGCCUACAAAUCAGGAUCAUACUCCACUAUAUUUGGGACCAAAUGAGAUCAAAUAAUGAUGUUGUUUGUUACUGUUGCUUUAUUCUGAUUUUCCUAUGGAAUUUUAGCUUGCUUUCUAUGGUUUAUCUUGCGGCUCUCUUCUUAUAUGCUCUCUGUGUAAACACUGGUCCAAGCAAUAUGUUCUGGGUUAUUAUGCUAAUUUACACCGAGGUGUGCAUUUUGCUUCAAUACUUAUAUCAAAUCAUUAUCCAACAUUGCGGGAUGAUUUUUGAAGCCAGACUGCUUCAGGAGUUGGGAUUUCCUGCACACAAGAUCAUGUCAUCUUUUGUGAUCUGCCACUGCCCUCUUUUUUUAGUGUAUUUGUUUACUCUCUUACAGUCUGCCAUAACUGCCAGCGAUGGUGAAUGGACGGUAGCAACAGAGUUCAGCUUUACAAAAAAAAAUGCUUACCAGGAAAUGGCUGCAUACAAUUUUGGUUUCAUUGAGAGAAUAAAGGGACUGCUUUUACCCAUAAGAAAUGUGAUGGAAGUGUUGAUUAGAAACCUUUACAGUUACUGGAAAUCUCUGACGCAGGGAGCAGAAACUCCCCCUUACUUUGUGCAGCUAUCUAUGCGAGUCAACUUACCACCUGAGGAUAGCAUUCAACCGGAGACAAUUGAAUCAAAAAUGAACAAGUUGCUGAAGAUCAUGCAUGAUAGAAGAUGCAGGGAGAACCUCAACAAUUAUCCUGCAAGUAGAGUUCGAGUUCAAAGCAUUGAACGAAGUCCAGAAAAUGUAAAUGUAGCUCUGGCUGUUUUUGAGGUGUUAUAUGCCUCCCCUUCAAGGAAAUCUUCCUUUCCACAAUGGCAAAGGUCGCUAACUCCAGCAGCUGAUGUAACCAGUGAGAUUCUAGCGGCUUACCAUGCUGGUAUCUUUAAAGAAAUAGGGUUCCCUUACAUGAUACUUUCCGUAAUUGGUGGAGGUAAGAAAGAUGUAGAUUUGUAUGCCUAUGUCUUUUGUGCAGAUUUGGUUGUUUUCUUCUUGGUGGCAAUUUUCUACCAAUCAGUUAUAAAAAAUAACAGUGAGUUCCUUGAAGUAUAUCAGUAUGAAGAUCAAUUCCCAAAGGAGUUUGUCUUUGUCUUAAUGGUUAUUUUUUUCUUGAUCGUGCUCGAUCGCAUCAUUUACCUCUGUUCAUUUGCCACUGGGAAAGUUUUCUUCUAUCUUUUCAGUCUUGUCCUCUUCACAUACUCUAUCACAAACUACGCUUGGCACAUGGAGCCUUCAGACAAACAUGCUGGAAAGUUUGCGCUCCGUGCUAUUUACCUCAUGAAGUUGAUCUCCCUGGCUCUGCAGGCCAUACAAAUUCGCUUUGGGAUUCCACAUGAAAGCAAUUUGUAUAGGCAAUUUUUAACAAGUAGCAUUUCUCAAACAAACUUCUUGGGUUUCCGAAUUUAUCGUGCUUUGCCAUUCCUUUACGAACUUCGAUGUGUACUUGAUUGGUCUUGCACAACCACAUCGUUGACCAUGUAUGAUUGGUUGAAGUUGGAGGAUAUCCAUGGAAGCUUGUUUCUUGUCAAAUGUGAUGCGGAUCUAAAUAGAGCUAAACACCAACAAGGACAAAAGCAGACAAAAAUGACCAAGUUUUGCAAUGGCAUAUGCUUGUUCUUCAUACUGAUAUGUGUGAUAUGGGCCCCUAUGCUGAUGUACAGUAGCGGUAACCCUACAAAUAUUGCAAACCCCAUUAGAGAAGCCAGUGUUCGGAUUGACAUAAAGACAAGUAGUGGAAGGCUUACCUUGUUUGAGACCACUUUGUGCGAAAAGAUCUCAUGGAAUGAAGUAAAACAACAUAUUGAUCUUGAUCCUCAAGGUUACUUAGAUAAUUACAAUGAAGUGGACAUUCAACUCAUAUGCUGCCAACCUGAUGCAAGCAACCUGUGGCUUGUUCCCCCGGUGGUGCAGGCCAGAUACAUCAAAUCUCUAGGGUGGAGCAUGGACAUUGUUUUCUCUUGGCAAUUCACAAGAGAUAGACCUAGAGGGAAGGAGGUCGUGAAACAUGAAGUGCUUGUUGCAGAUCAGGAUCUUCCUCAAUCAGCAGAAGUGAUGCAAGUUCUUAAUGGUACUGCCAAUAGUUUUAGGAUGUUUAACAUCUAUCCAAGAUACUUCCGGGUUACUGGCUCUGGUGAUGUUCGGUUUCUCGAACAGGCGGUAGAUCUGAUAAGUGGGGAUCUGGUUCUCAACCGUGGGAAUCCAGAAUGGUGGUCCUUUUAUGAUCUUGGUGCCUCGGAUGGAACAGGAUGUGGUGAGUUUGCAGGACCAAUGGCCAUCAUUGUAUCUGAAGAAACACCACAGGGAAUCAUCGGGGAUACACUAAGCAAAUUCAGCAUAUGGGGUCUGUACAUAACCUUUGUGUUAGCUGUUGGCCGUUUCAUCAGGCUACAAUGCUCUGACCUGAGAAUGAGAAUACAAUUUGAGAACCUCCCCUCUUGUGACAGGUUGCUGGCAAUCUGUGAGGAUAUAUAUGCAGCAAGAGCUGAGGGUGAGCUUGAGGUGGAAGAGGUCCUCUAUUGGACACUUGUCAGUAUCUAUAGAUCUCCCCAUAUGCUGCUGGAGUACACCAAGCCUGACUAGCUACAUCAUCAACAACAGCCAACAGCCAACGGCCAAAUUUGGGGCGUUGGAUUUUGCAGUUUAAUUCGUGUACAAGCUUACAAAGCUA
Molecule: messenger RNA, 7543 nt
Organism: Theobroma umbraticum
Lineage: Eukaryota; Viridiplantae; Streptophyta; Magnoliopsida; Malvales; Malvaceae
Product: piezo-type mechanosensitive ion channel homolog
Biological process (GO): regulation of membrane potential; detection of mechanical stimulus; cellular response to mechanical stimulus
Cellular component (GO): membrane
Molecular function (GO): monoatomic cation channel activity; mechanosensitive monoatomic ion channel activity
Source: RefSeq, a predicted model, not a curated record